Messenger RNA from Trichomycterus rosablanca, 1232 nucleotides. RefSeq names its product aldo-keto reductase family 7, member A3 (aflatoxin aldehyde reductase) (gene akr7a3). The record is from RefSeq and is a predicted model, not a curated record. The transcript has 7 exons. Lineage: Eukaryota; Metazoa; Chordata; Actinopteri; Siluriformes; Trichomycteridae. Bases 64 to 1158 code for a protein of 364 amino acids.
ACGUCUUUAUUCGAGGUUGAACAACUUGAGACGGUCCCUCCAGACUGUCCUUUGCCCCGGUUUAUGAUCAUCACAAGUGUUGUUGCAAUGCUGUGUACAGUAAGAGCGACUCAGAAGAUCGUUCAGAGACUCACCACCGGACUCAGACUUUCAGACUCACUACAGAUUCGCACCAUGGCUUCGUGUCAAACUGCGCACAGAGUCCCUGCUACACUUUUGGGCUCGAUGGCGUUCGGGGGGCGCGCAGACGCGGGCACGAGCACGAGGAUGGUGCAGGAGUUCCUGAAGCGUGGUCACGAUGAGCUGGACACCGCGUUCAUGUACACAGACGGUCAGGCCGAGACCAUCAUAGGAGAAAUGAAACUUCCAAACACUGUUAAAAUAGCCACCAAAGCAAACCCGUGGGACGGAAAGACAUUGAAGCCAGACAGUGUUCGCUCUCAGCUGGACAUCUCUCUGAAGAGACUGCAAACUCAGAGCGUCAACAUCUUCUAUCUACACGCUCCCGAUCACCAGAACCCCAUCCAUGAUACACUACGAGCCUGCGACCAGCUGCACAAAGAGUGGAAGUUCAAGGAGCUCGGUUUAUCAAACUACGCCUCCUGGGAAGUGGCUGAAAUCUACUGCAUCUGCAAACACAACAACUGGGUUCUGCCCACAGUUUAUCAGGGAAUGUACAAUGCUAACACACGUCAAGUGGAGACAGAACUGUUGCCAUGUCUACGCUAUUAUGGCAUCUGUUUUUAUGCAUACAACCCUCUGGCAGGAGGUUUGCUGACUGGGAAGUACCAUUAUGAAGACAAAGAUGGGAGCCAACCUGCAGGACGCUUUUUUGGGAAUAACUGGGCAGCUGCUUACAGAGACAGGUACUGGAAGGAGAGCCAUUUCCAGGCUGUAGAUGGUGUUUUGAAGGCCCUGAAUACAGCAUAUGGUUCUGAGAAGCCAAGCUUAACAUCAGCCGCUAUACGAUGGUUGUAUCAUCACUCUCAGCUGAAGGGUGAGCUGGGCGAUGGUGUGAUCAUCGGGAUGUCCACCAUGGAGCAGCUUCAGGAAAACCUAGCAGCUGUUAAUGAAGGUCCUUUAAAGCAGGAAGUUGUGGACGCCUUUAAAUGUGGUUGGAACCUGGUAGCUCACGAUUGUCCAAACUACUUUCGUUAAACCUUGGCUGCAUUCAAAGAAAGAUACAAACCAGCUUCAUUUAAACGAAAAUGAUGUAAAAGUUGAUUUCUAAA